AUCGUCAACCAGCGCACCGAUCCCAUCGACAACAAUGCCUCCCAAGUCCGGAAAGAAGACCGCCGCUAUGCCCUACCCCCAGGGCAAGGCUGGCUCGUCCAAGAAGGCCGCUAAGAACCCUCUCAUCGAGAAGCGUACCCGCAACUUCGGUAUCGGCCAGGACAUCCAGCCCAGGCGCGAUCUGUCCCGCUUCGUCAAGUGGCCCGAAUAUGUCCGCCUCCAGCGCCAGAAGAAGAUUCUGAACAUGCGCCUCAAGGUCCCCCCGGCGAUUGCCCAGUUCCAGAACACCCUGGACCGCAACACCGCUGCCCAGACCUUCAAGCUCCUCGCCAAGUACCGCCCUGAGACCAAGGCUGAGAAGAAGGAGCGUCUCGUCCAGGAGGCCACCGCCGUCUCCGAGGGCAAGAAGAAGGAGGAUGUCUCCAAGAAGCCCUACCACGUCAAGUACGGUCUCAACCACGUCGUCGGCCUCAUUGAGAACAAGAAGGCUUCCCUCGUCCUCAUCGCCCACGAUGUUGACCCCAUUGAGCUGGUUGUCUUCCUGCCCGCUCUCUGCCGCAAGAUGGGUGUCCCCUACGCCAUCGUCAAGGGCAAGUCCCGUCUCGGUACCGUCGUCCACAAGAAGACCUCUGCCGUUCUGGCUCUGACCGAGACCCGCUCCGAGGACAAGGCCGAGUUCUCCAAGCUCCUCUCUGCCAUCAAGGAGGGCUACACCGACAAGUACGAGGAGACCCGCCGCCACUGGGGCGGUGGUAUCAUGGGUGCCAAGGCCAACGCCAAGCAGGAGAAGAAGACCAAGGCUGCCGAGGCUGCCAUCAAGGUCUAAGCUCACCCUUUCCGUGACUUAGUUUUUGUUGGUUGGGAUCGCCGCUCCCCAGCUAUCUCCUACAAAAGUUCUUAUGGGAAACGAGGUGUUCAAGGCUCCGGAUGACUUAGCUUUAAUAGAUGGGUGAGAAAGAGCCCUUGGGCGCUUUGAACCCCAUUUUCUCCAAAAAGAAAAUUUUUUCUCACGAACUCCUCGACGGCCUUAUGUACCACUUUCUCGCAGAUACCCAUGAAUCCAUUUCUCUACCGUUCAAUAUGGCCUUAAGUAG
This is a messenger RNA of Penicillium cinerascens, 1094 nucleotides long. Its product is annotated as 60S ribosomal protein eL8. The coding region runs from base 35 to 826 and encodes 263 amino acids. The transcript has 3 exons. The record is from RefSeq and is a predicted model, not a curated record. NCBI's taxonomy places the organism in Eukaryota, Fungi, Ascomycota, Eurotiomycetes, Eurotiales, Aspergillaceae. Gene Ontology annotation, cellular component: ribonucleoprotein complex. Gene Ontology annotation, biological process: ribosome biogenesis.